This is a messenger RNA of Rosa rugosa (rugosa rose), 1754 nucleotides long. RefSeq lists its product as uncharacterized. The record is from RefSeq and is a predicted model, not a curated record. Gene Ontology annotation, cellular component: cytoplasm. NCBI's taxonomy places the organism in Eukaryota, Viridiplantae, Streptophyta, Magnoliopsida, Rosales, Rosaceae. The transcript is spliced from 9 exons. Bases 48 to 1511 code for a protein of 487 amino acids. Gene Ontology annotation, molecular function: oxidoreductase activity.
UUCAAUCUUUCACAGGUGAAAGUCAACACUCAAAGGCACCCACUAUAAUGGCUUCAGCUUCGACCUUUCUCUCACACCCAAACCCUUACACAAACGACGCCGUAUUCUCUUCUUCACGAAGUCGGUUCCAAUCCUUCAGCUCUCGAUCAAACUUCUAUGGCUCCAAAUUCACAUCCAAACCGAUUUCCUUGUCCACCUCCGGAACCCGACCCGUCCGACCCAAACCCGCUAGUUCUUCGGCCUCGGAACCGCACCAAACGUUCGAUGUUUUGAUUAUCGGAGCUGGAAUCAUCGGGUUGACCAUAGCCCGGCAGUUCCUGAUCGGGUCGGACCUAUCCGUUGCCGUGAUUGACAAGGCUGUCCCCUGCUCUGGUGCCACCGGCGCCGGGCAGGGGUAUAUAUGGAUGGCACACAAAACACCAAGCAGCGACCUGUGGGAGCUGGGACUCAGAAGCCAGAGACUUUGGGAGGAAUUGGCUGAGAGCCUAAUUGAGCAGGGGUUGGACCCUCUAGAACAUUUGGGGUGGAAGAAAACAGGGAGCUUGCUAGUUGGUAGAACUCCUGAGGAGUUGGAGGUGUUAAAAAAGAUGGUGAAGCAGCAAUGUGAAGCUGGGGUAAGAUCAGAGUACUUGUCGGCUACUGACUUGCGUGUUAAGGAACCUGAAUUGAGGGUUGAUAAAGAUACUGGGGCUGCUUUUCUGCCUGAUGAUUCCCAACUGGAUGCUCAUCGUGCCGUGGAGUUUCUUGAAAAGGGAAAUAGGCUUUAUUCAUCAGAGGGUAGAUAUGCGGAGUUUUAUAACGAUCCAGUGAUGAGUUUACUGAGAUCUGGUGGCAGUGGGGAGGUUGAGGCUAUUAAGACUUCCAGGACUAUCUUACACUGUAGAAAGGCCAUUGUGGUGGCAGCUGGUUGUUGGAGUGGAUCAUUGAUGCAGGACCUGAUUAGAGAAUCAGAAAUUGUACUGGACGUCCCUGUGAAACCACGAAAGGGUCACCUUCUAGUGCUUGAGAAUUUUAAUUCCUUUCAACUCAAUCAUGGUCUGAUGGAGGUGGGAUAUGUUGAUCAUCAAACUACAGUUCAGCUUCCUAACAUGUUGGCUCCUAGCUUGCUUGAUCAGAGCUUGUCUGUUUCAAUGACAGCCACUAUGGAUACAGUAGGGAACAUUGUUCUCGGGAGCAGCCGCCAAUUUGCUGGGUUCGGCACUGAAGUGGAAGAAACCAUCAUCAGUCGUAUAUGGGAUCGAGCUGGAGAAUUCUUUCCAAAAUUAAGAGAGAAGCCUCUUUCAGAUAUCAGUAAGAGCAGAGAAGUGAGAGUAGGAUUACGACCUUACAUGCCUGAUGGGAAGCCAGUGAUUGGGCCUGUGCCAGGUUUGCCAAACUUGUUCCUUGCCACUGGGCAUGAAGGGAAUGGACUUUCUAUGUCUCUAGGAACUGCUGAAAUGCUUGCACAUAUGGUGCUAGGCAAUGCUGAGAAGAUUAGUUCUGCACCUUUUGCUGCUCAUGGUCGAUGUUGAGGAUAAAGCAGACCGUGCUAAUCAAGUUUAAUCCAUCAGUUUUCUUGAUCAUUUCAUCUAUGGAUCACAAAUUCACAAUCUUCCCGCGGGCAAUCUAGAAAGCUUAAUGUCUAAAGUCAUGCCUCGGAGCACCUUCGUUUCUGCAGUGUUGGUAUGGUGCCUUCAGCUUGCUGCUCAUUCUCUGUACUCCAUAUGUUGUUAAUUCCAUUAUUAGCUUUCAGUACAUAUACUUCUUUUGUCUUA